AUGGAAUCUACACCUGAGUUUAGUAAGUCGAUAACUGCGAAGUAUCCUGGGGAUGAUGAAACUGAAUUCAUAUUUCAUAAGAUUGAACUUAAUGAUAAAAUAAUAUUGAACGUUCAAAUCAACGGUGUCAUGGACACAACUUUCGAUAUUCCAGUAUCUUCAAAGUCGUCUAUCAAUGCUUAUUCUAAUAUAAGUAAUAGUGAAGAUGGGGGGUUAGAGCCUGUGAUACUAAUUGGAGAUCAUAAUAACCUAAAAAUACAAGUGGUUGCAUCUCAAAUUGGGAAACUCGUGCUCGUAUCUUCAGAGCCAAAGAACUUGAUUUUAUCAAUUGGAUCCCGAUGGUUUGGCAAGGGUAAUGAAACUGACGAGAAUGACUUUAACAAAUUGAUGUUUGUUUUAGAUAACGUGAAACAAUUAUUAAAAUAG
Messenger RNA from Debaryomyces fabryi, 426 nucleotides. RefSeq lists its product as uncharacterized. Bases 1 to 426 code for a protein of 141 amino acids. NCBI's taxonomy places the organism in Eukaryota, Fungi, Ascomycota, Pichiomycetes, Serinales, Debaryomycetaceae. The transcript has a single exon. The record is from RefSeq and is a predicted model, not a curated record.